Messenger RNA from Aspergillus ibericus CBS 121593, 2016 nucleotides. RefSeq names its product serine/threonine protein kinase. Gene Ontology annotation, molecular function: ATP binding; protein kinase activity; protein binding. Bases 106 to 1836 code for a protein of 576 amino acids. Gene Ontology annotation, biological process: protein phosphorylation. Lineage: Eukaryota; Fungi; Ascomycota; Eurotiomycetes; Eurotiales; Aspergillaceae. The transcript is spliced from 6 exons. The record is from RefSeq and is a predicted model, not a curated record.
CUAUGAUACAAUUUCUAUCCAUACUUCAACUAACCCCCUUCUCCGAUUCAUUGUUAUUCCUAUUGGUUAUUCCCCGUCCCUCCAAGCACCCGCCAACCAUCCCCCAUGUCCCCCACAUCCCCCAUAUCCCCUAAGUCCCCCAUAUCCCAGGCUCAGCUCCCCUACUUCGUUGGAACCCUGUCUGAAUGGGAUCCAGGGACUCGGCAAGAGUAUAACCCACUGGCCAUCUACAGUCAUCAGAAAAUAUACAUCGGGAGAGAUUGGAAGAAAUGUCAAUAUGUUGUGAAUCAUGCCGAGGUUUCAAAGUGUCAUGUCUUUAUCUACUCUGUCAUUUUCGACCAAGAGGACCCGGGACACAUUCCGCCAUUGGUAUACGCCGAGGACUGUUCUUCCAAUGGCACCUUCUGGAACUCCUACCCCAUGUCAGGAAGGGGUGGCUUUCUCCUCGGGCACGGCGACGUUUUGGAGUUAGCCAUAGGUCAUUUUCUCCGGUUUACAUACCCAGAGCAUGUUGAGGAACAUGUAGACCCGGUCAGGGCUCAAGAGAUGAAAAUGAUCGCCAGCAGAUAUUGCAUCACACCGUGUAAGCUAGGCUCCGGCGCCUACGGGCAAGUAUAUAUGGCAUACAAGGCAAUUGAUGGUCAGCAGCUCGCUUGCAAGGUCAUAGAUCUCCGGUCUAUCAGAGACCAAAUAGCUAUGAGACCAUGGACAAGAGAUGGUGAUAAUGAGGAGGAUCCAACCGCGGCGAGGCAAUCCGAGCUCAACAAGUUUGGACAAAAGGCGACAACGCAACACUGCCACAAAAGGCUUGGCUCAAUUCUGGGAGGAAUCGACCGCGAGGCCAUUGUGUUAAAGGAUCUUUGUCACCCCAACAUUAUCAGUGUCGAAAAGAUGAUACACACUAGCUUCAAUGUAUAUCUCUUCCUGGAGCUGAUACCCGGGGGAGACCUCUUCUCCUAUAUUCAGUAUAAGGGGGGGAAGCUGGGGAACAUCGAUACUGCAGUCAUAGUUCGACAGAUUCUGAUGGCUUUGGACUACUUGCAUGAACGAGAUAUCGUUCAUCGAGACCUGAAGCCAGACAAUAUACUCAUGACAUCCUUAGUGGAUGGAUGCAGAGUUGUGCUCUCUGAUUUUGGGUGCGCUACUCACAACCCUGGUCGCAUGUCGGAAGUGGUCGGCACAUUUGAUUACAUGGCCCCAGAAAUGCUGUAUUAUUACCCAGAUGGCUAUACUAAAGCCGUGGACAUGUGGUCUCUAGGUUGCGUGACAGCAGCCCUCCUCACGGGCAGUAGUAUCUCAUGUGGGGGGUCAUUUGCAACGGCAUCAAACGUGACCGAACUCGCCAAACACGGGGGAUUUGACAGGCUGAAAACAAGCCUACGCAGAAGUAAUGCAAGUCACCGCGCUAUGAAUUUUGUCCUUCGCCUUCUCGAGUUUAUUCCAGAGGACCGCAUGACUGCAAGGCAAGGGCUGGGUCAUGAAUGGUUCACCAAUCCGACUCAUGAUGCCGAAUUCAAAUCUCUAUACCAACGGUCGAUCCGGAAUUGGCUUCCAUGCCGCCCAGAGGAGCCUUUGAUUGUUGAUAUUUCUAGUCUAGUGCAUUUCAAUGGCCGAAAAAAGGAGCAAGAAGCAGCGUCGAUUGGCUCAUCCCUCGAGGGGGACGCAAUUGCUUUAUGUUCGUCAUCUCCACAGCAGAAGACAUCUUCACUAGAAAUGCAACAAUCGUCAUGGUCUGCUGAAGCACAGAGCUUCUCAUCAUCAUCUAGAGGAGAGUGUUUACAUGAUAUUGCGUCUCAAACCUUGUCCGAUCCCGACCUUCCUUCGCUCUCGGUCUGAGAGACAAUGGGCCAAUCGCCAUCGCGAGCUGUAGUCGGAUGUCAAGGAAAAAUGAUAUAUCUGGUACAAAGAUGCUCGCCUUGCGAGACGGUGGAUGCCUGAAGAUGAUGGUUUGCUGGAGAGGGAGGGACGUCUUGGCCAAAUAGUUACAACUAGAUAGAUUGCUAGGAUACGACAAGC